AUGUCUUCAUUUCUACCUGUCAAUAAUAUUUCUUCGCCCGCGGAUCGCGUCAUGGAGGAUGCGACAACUCCCACAACUCCCCGCCCGCGCCCGAAUCCCACAUCCGCCGCACAAGACCCUGUAAAGACCUCGAGCGUCAUCAAGGAUGAGAAAAUGUCGCUGAAUGUAAAUAAUCUCGACGGGUCGCAAGGAAGUGUUCAGUCGGAUGAGACCAUCCAGGCGGAUUCGGAUGGAGAUCGAGAAGGUUCAGAUCAUGAUGCGGAUCACACAGAGAAUGCUCCACCGUCGAAGAAGAAAAAGGGACAACGAUUCUACUGCACCGACUUCCCGCCAUGUAACCUUAGCUUCACCCGGAGCGAACACCUCGCUCGCCAUAUCCGAAAGCACACUGGAGAACGCCCGUUUCAGUGCCAUUGCUCCCGUCGAUUUUCCCGGCUUGAUAAUCUGCGACAACACGCACAGACUGUACAUGUGAACGAGGAAAUCCCGGGCGAUUCUCUCGCAGCUACUGGAACCAGGUUCCAGCGUCAAAUCCGGACCGACCGAGUGCGCCCCCAGGGCCGAGCCAGGGCCGGCACGGGUGGUAGUCAGGGUGCCCACAGUAGGGGACAUAGCAGGAACUUGUCCACCUCAAGUAUCGCCUCAACCGCCUCAACCUUUAGCCAGCCUCCAGAGCUUCGCCGGAGACCACCACCAUUGAUUAUGGCAAAUGAUGCGAGUGGAAGAUCCAGGCUGGCCCUUGACCCAAUGAUGGAUACGCCUUCCACACCUCCCGGUCAAGUUCGAGCACACCCGGUACCGCCAGUGGGAUCUCCGUACACACCAUCCCACAUGUUCGCAGCCGGACCUAACGGCAGUCCUCAUAUUCAUUCCCCCAUGUCUGCAGCAUCUCAUGCUUCAGGGUUUUGGGAUGGAAAAACGGCUGCCCGCCGCCUGUCUGUUCCCUCGGGGGCAAAUCCAUUUGCUUCGCAUCAAGCUGCUCCUUACACCCCAGGAGGGUACCCUUCAACAGGCUACACAACUCCAGGAGCAGUUUAUGCCAGCCCUGUCAAUACCAACUACUCGAUAUCUCGGGAUGAAACAGGUCGUACUGUGACUGACGCCGAGCUGCGGCGAAGAACAUGGCAUCCAUCAACUUGGUCGAACGUUGCCCGACCGGCUACUAGUGGUCUUGGUCACUAUCAUGGCCCAGAAGGCUUCCCAAUGGCAUUCGGGCCCAAUGGUUCGACGGAUCAGCCGCCGCGACUGCCUGGAAUCGAGAGCUUUGACAAAGUGGUUGCUCAACGGCCUCUGACCCCGCCGCUGCGAGGACCAAGUCCAAUGCAGAUUGACACUCAAGCAAAGCCUCCACCACCUCCAGGUUACAAUUUCGGCGGUGGAUUCAACUAUUCGCAGCCCUCAAGUCGACCAGCUCCCCCUAUUUCUGGACCAGGCCACCGACGAGGCCAUGUCUCUUGGGAUAUGUCACUGCAUACUAAUCUGACCGGCCUGAACAUUCGAGAUAAACCCAUUCCUCAACGUGAUGCGUCACAUUGGAGCCAGCAAACCAUCUCAGAACUCCACAGCAUUGGCUCUCGUCCGUCAUCCUCAUACCAGCAACGGGUUCACGAGUACCGUGGUCAUCACAGUCAUGGUUCCACAUAUAGCACUGGGACCUCGAGCUCGCAAGCUACACGAACAAGCCCCGAAGAUUCAAGCAGCAGCGAGGGUGUUCAUACCCCUUCAACAGCGUCUCUUGAAUACCAUCCUGCCAUUGUUCAGAACAAUGGUUACCCCGAACCCCAUCACCCCCCCUUUUCAUCCGAUACGUCACAAACACCUUGCCCUCCUCUACCACCCCCCACUGACGCGUACCACACUAAACAUGAUCACCGUUCUGACCUCUUGAACAACUCGUCUCGAGAGGCCGGAAUGGGCAGACUCGAGGCUCUUGUCGCGGUUGCCACGAGUGAAAAUAAGAAUGCCACAAAGCUUCUCGUGUAA
This is a messenger RNA of Aspergillus ochraceoroseus IBT 24754, 1983 nucleotides long. RefSeq lists its product as uncharacterized. Gene Ontology annotation, biological process: regulation of transcription by RNA polymerase II. Lineage: Eukaryota; Fungi; Ascomycota; Eurotiomycetes; Eurotiales; Aspergillaceae. The transcript is spliced from 2 exons. Gene Ontology annotation, molecular function: DNA-binding transcription factor activity, RNA polymerase II-specific; RNA polymerase II cis-regulatory region sequence-specific DNA binding. The coding region runs from base 1 to 1983 and encodes 660 amino acids. The record is from RefSeq and is a predicted model, not a curated record.